AUGCCGCAGUCUAUCGUAGACUCGCCCCUUCCUACCAAGAAACCAACUCCGCGCAAGGCUGAAGCCCCGUUCAAUCGCGAAGACGCCGACUUCAUCAUCCGCACUAGUGACAAAGUCGACUUUUACGUUCAUCGCCUCAUCAUCUCUCUCGGAUCUGGCCUCUUUGAAGGCAUGCUCGCCCUCCCGCAGCCGCAAGGGACUGAUCUCAAACAGCCAUUUGUGGAUGUCGUGGAGGAUAGCAAUACCAUGGACGCCUUCUUGCGCUUUCUCUACCCAGUCCAGGAUCCCGCGAUAUCUACGUUCAAGCUCCUUCGCAGCGUCAUCGAGGCGGGAAGGAAGUAUGACGCGCCCCAAAUUUUGGCUGAAAUGCAGAAGGUGCUCGCUCACAAACAGUUCUUCUCCGGAGAUCCAGUGCGGGUCUUCGCUAUCGCCUGUCUCUUCAAUAUGGAAGAACUGGCCCAGGAUGCGGCGAUCGAGGCAGUUGUCACUGGGCGCGUACUAAUAGGACAUAAGUGCGAAGACUUGGACGAUAUCCCGGCGGCAUCGUAUCAUCGUCUUCUACAACUCAACAAGAGACCAGUGUCGAAGGUGAAGGGGAAGGCUGCGACUGUGGAUCCCUCAAAAAUUGGCCCAUUUUGCGGCCGAGCGGUCCUCCCUCAUCCUCCACCGAUCUUCACUACUAGAAGACCGCCCCAGGAGGUUGCUUCCGAAUUUGCGUUAGCUCCGGCAUCCCACCCGCCAGAUCUCGUCCUCAAGACGAACGACGACCAUUCGUUUCUCGUGCAUGAAGUUAUCAUCCGAUUUGCCUCCCCAUCCCUUCUCUCCAACCUUUCACCAGUCGAUACCGUCGGCCAAUCAUCUAAUGACAUUCCAGACACGCCGAAAAUUCCUACCUAUAUCAUUCCUGAACCCGCCGAUGUUACCCGUGUCCUCCUUAAGUGGUGCUACCCCUCUUCUCCUUCUCCCCCAGCAAUAACCGGAAAACGUUACCUCGACAUCCUCCGCGCCACCAGGAAAUAUAGUUUUUACAAAGCCGAAGCAGACCUGCGCUCGACGUGGGACCGCUACAUGAUAUCGGCACCGCUUGAAUUCUUCUUCGCCGCAGCGCAGUGGGGCUGGCAGGAGGAGGCGCAGGCGUGCGCGCGCGAGCUCAUCGACACCAAGGACGACCUGGCGGACAUCGAGAAACUCUACACAUCCGAAAUGGAGACGAUCACGGCCGAUGUCUACCGAAGCCUGCUUUCCUACGUGGACAGGUGCUCGGCUGCGGCGUCAGCGCGUAUGAAGACUGGCCAGAUACCGACUCUUCCCCUGCCCCCCGCCUCUGUGCGGAACAGCGCGCUGUUCACUGGCGACCGUCAAGUCCUUCCCUUGAGCACACACUGUGACUUUUCGUUGGAGAAACCCGUGUUGUAUUUGGAGGAGUUGCUGCAUGCGGUGCGACGGAAACCGUCAACGUUGAUGGUCAUCGACAUGGCAAGAGGUCGUCCGGUCCAAACCGGCCCUGCUGGCGCCAAGUUUCUCGUCGCUCUUUGCCGUGCCUCCACCGGCUCGGACACCACGGAGAGGGUGAUGGAGUGGGGCAUGAAGUUUUUGGAAGGUUACGGGAACAGACUAAAAGAUGCGUUGUCCGAGGUAACGCUGGAACUUCCUCCCGCGCGCUGCGCUGCGUCAUGA
Epithele typhae is the source of this 1677-nucleotide messenger RNA. RefSeq lists its product as uncharacterized. NCBI's taxonomy places the organism in Eukaryota, Fungi, Basidiomycota, Agaricomycetes, Polyporales, Epitheliaceae. The transcript is spliced from 2 exons. The record is from RefSeq and is a predicted model, not a curated record. Gene Ontology annotation, molecular function: protein binding. Bases 1 to 1677 code for a protein of 558 amino acids.